Messenger RNA from Polychytrium aggregatum, 2231 nucleotides. RefSeq lists its product as uncharacterized. The record is from RefSeq and is a predicted model, not a curated record. Bases 105 to 2231 code for a protein of 708 amino acids. The transcript is spliced from 4 exons. Gene Ontology annotation, molecular function: zinc ion binding; nucleic acid binding. NCBI's taxonomy places the organism in Eukaryota, Fungi, Chytridiomycota, Chytridiomycetes, Polychytriales.
ACAACAACAUCAUCCUCGGCAUCCGAAGCGGUGCUGAUGUCGUCCACAAGUUCGUCUUCAGAGUCAAUGUCGUCGCGCCACUCAAUUUCAUCUUCGAAAAAAUCAUGGCACCGGGCAUUUUUGAAGACAUCCCUGCUUUCCUUGGCACUAAGAGGCUUGAAUUGAGGGUGAUCCGCCAAGGCAUCGCUCUUGCGCGCGAGCAGGUCCACGACGUCUUCGGGGAUGGAGAUGGGAAAUGGGGGGUUGGUGACGUGUUUCGAAUGAAACUUGCAAACGGAUGCCCAAUGGGCGGGAUGCUGAGUCGUUUGGGCGUUGAAGAGCAGCCUCCAAAACUUCAUUUGCGUCCUGUCACAAUCAAACGACUUGUAGAUUGUGGCAAGGAGAGCGGUGGCGAAUGGGUAUCCGGCGACACUGGCAAUCUUGAGGAGUGGGCGCACUGGAGUGUCAUCGCUUGGGUGAAUCGACAUGUCACAAAUCCGAUUCAAAUGCCCAAUGCCCAAGAGGUAGAUCGCGACAACGUCCCCGAGCUUGGCGGCCUUUUCGACGGCUUCGAAGUAUGUCUUGAUUUUGGAUUGAGUCAGCUUGAUCGUACCGUUAGAAUUGAUGACUCGGGUCAUCAUCAGGCGAGCAAAAACGGUCGCGGCGGUUGCUUGCUCGGCCUUUGUGUAUGUUGUGGUGUCUUCGGGUGCGUCCAUGAUCUUCAAGAGCCAUCGGUCGUCGAAACAGCUCGGGGACGGAGACGGAUAGAUCUGGUAGAGACGUCGUACUUCCUCGUCCAAAAUCGUCGUUUGGACAUCGAAACAGCCAUUCUUGUUGACGAGGUAGUCUUCGUGGCUGUGGUAGAUUUCCAACCCGGUGAAGCCGAUCCAAAGGCGGUAUUGAACCAACUUGGAGCCGCGGAUGAGGGCUUCAAAGGUCUUGCAGGUUUGCUUGAGGCGGAGUAUGGUGGGGAUGUCCAGGAGCCAGAGGAAGGCUUCAUUGGCCACGACGAUUUCAGCUUGGGUCAUAGGAUUGACUCGGCGGAUGGUGGCGACCUGGGUGACAUGAUCCGAGACGGGCUUGACCGUGGGGUACAAAACCGGAGAGGGCGGGGCAGCUGGUUCAGCUGGAGCAUCAUCGUGCUCGCGGACACAUUGGCGCUUGGACGGGGACGUGGUAGACUCGACGAGAGAUGCAUUGGUGCGCUCACUACAAGCGACUACGCUCUACGACUUACUCCAGACAUGUCUACUCCUUCCGCCUCUUCCGCUGUCCCUCUGCGCUCCCUUCGUUGCGCCGAAGUCCUCGAAGAUGGCACUCGCUGCCCCGGCCGCGCUGUCCAGACCGGCCUCAAGUGCAAUAUCCUCAAGCUGGAUCCCGCCUCUCUUGCCGACCGACUCUCCUCUCUGUCCCUGGAGCCUGCCCCUGCCAUGAGCAACCCCCGCCCACUUCCGGAAGCCUUCCUCAAGACCUUCCGUGCCCCAGUGUUUACUGGGAAGAGCCGCUCCUCCUCGGUGGAGGACUGGCUGCAGCAACUCGAGGACUACCUCGAUGCUGCCCAAGUCGCCCCCACCCACCACAUCGUCGCCGCCAAGCUCUGCUUAAAGGACCAGGCGUACCGUUGGUACCGCCGCCAAGGGUUCGACGAGCAGAGCGAAGGUGUGUUUGACGACUUCAAGGACCGCCUCCGUCGCCGCUUCGGCAGCCCCAAUGCUGAACUCAUUGCCCGUGACAAGCUAUACUCUCUCGUGCAGCGUGGUUCUGUGACCCGCUACAUCGAGGAGUUUGAAGACCUCUCCUCCCAGAUUGAGGAGCUGGGCUCUGCUGAUGCGAUGUACCUCUUCCAGAAGGGCCUCAAGCCCAAGAUCAGAGAGUACAUCGCCAGCAACCCUGAUGCCCGCAAGUCCCUGGACGUGAUGAUGGACGUUGCCGAGAACCUCGACAACGUCCAGUACCAUGGCCGCCAGUUCUACCCGCAGCUGGCAGGCGGCCAUCGGUCUCAUCACGUCCCAGCCCGUCCGCCUCGCCCGGCCCCGCCCGCAAGACCCAUGCCUGAGCCCAUGGACGUUGACGUCAACGCCAUGGAGGCUCGUGGCCCUCCCCGCUCCCGGUUCCAGCAAGCUGCCACUGUCUCCCCCAAGGACAGACAGAAGCAGGAGGACCUCCGCCAUGGUUCCUGCUUCUUCUGUCACCGACCGGGACACCAGGCCAAGGAGUGCCCCAUGAAGUCGGGAAACGGCCGACCCUACUAG